AAGAGCCUGUCUCGCAAAGGUUCGUGGAUGAGCAGUCUUAGCAGCAAGUUCUCCUCGACCUCGGAAUUGGCCAGCUCGCCAAAUGUGCCAUCGCCUGCCGCCAAUGCCAAUGGUACCACAAGGCUGGACGGAGCACAGGAAGAGGCCGAGCCAUAUGUGCCGUCCACACCCAAAGGAUCAUCAUUCUUCUCAAGCUUGACACGGAAAUUGUCAGCUGGCCAGUCAGGUACUGUCCCCAGGGCGAACACAAAAACCGGCGUAUGUCAACGCCGAGUGCUCAAUGUGGAUCCGAAUCGGCAACGCUGUCUGGUGCAAGAGCUAGAUGUCAGCAGAUUGAGGAAAGUUUCGUUUUGUGUCGAUGUGGAGAUCGCAGGCGGUCCGAGGUACAAAGACGAUGAUGAGGAUGACCAAGAGCGGAAGAGAAAGAAGAAGGACGUUCGAGUAAAGGAACGGGCAGAGGGCGAAGCUCUCAAAAAUCCCGAAGCUGCGCAAGAUGAAGCUGAUGAAGCGAAGCUCGCGAGCAAGAGCAAGCCUUUACCCAUACCCAAGGAGGAGACCACCGGAGACUCACGCAAUAGCCCUCGAGAGGAGAGUGUCAGUCCUCCCGUCGGUAAUGUCGGCAGCGUCGAAGGGCAUGCCGGAAGCGACAAGAAGAGGGAGAAGAAGAAGCGAUCCGAGGAGGAGAGGAAGGAGCGGAAGGAGAAGCGAAGGAGAAGGGCAGAGGAAAAUGGAACGAUACCGGUGGAAUUACCUAUGGACGGUGAGAGUCCACUACCUGAGAUGAGCUCGAGCAUGACAUCCGCUUCCCUACCGACCACGCAUGGUGAGCCUGUAAAUACAAAGACUCCUCCGAAGCGAGACAGGCCCACGACGGAUCCUGUGCGAAUCUAUCGAAGGUGCUGUCAACUCAGAGAAACUCCGAUCCUCAAGCGCAUAACGGAGCAGCUAAUGUCCCCAACAUGCUGUGUACCAGAGCAGCCCGGCACGGUCUUUUGCCUCGACUUGAACGGAUCCAGGCUACAGCUGGCCGACAUGGUCACGCUCGGUGACUGGUUAGCAGUGGUCCCGGUCAAGAAGCUGCUUCUUGAUGAUGCAGAUCUCAGUGACGAAGGCCUUCGUUGCAUACUCGCUGGACUCCUCGCAGCAAAGAGGCCUGAACCCAUGAAGCGAAGGAGUACAUCACCAAAGCACCGAGAAGCCGUGCCAGUCAAGCACCGUGAAGAACGCAGUGGAGUCGUCGAAAAACUCAGUUUGAAGAACAACUCGCGAAUAACACGAAUCGGGUGGAAGCACAUCAGCCUGUUCUUAUGCAUGUGCAGCUCCAUCAAGGCUAUCGACUUGUCUAUGAUACAAUUCCCGGAAACCUUGCCACCGAGCGCACAAGCUUCUGCCGUCAAGCCUCUGCAGAACAGCCCCAACGGCUCAGACCAGGACAUGGACGCUGCCGAGAUCCUAUUCAAAUGUCUCAGUCAACGUCUGGGAGGAAACAAAUUGGAGGAGCUCCUGGUGUCUCAAUGCGGCAUGACCGCUUCUCAGAUACGCAAAGUGGUGGACGGGGCAGUCUUAUGUGGCAUCAGUCGUCUUGGACUGGCCGGCAAUCAGUUGGAUGACGAAGGUCUUGAUGCGGUAUUACACUAUUUGAAGUCAGGUGUCUGCCACGCUUUAGACAUCGGUGGUAAUGACCUUCGCGAUAAGAUCGAUCAGGUCGCCGAAGCACUGGAAAGCAAACCUGGAACAUGGGGCCUGAGCCUGGCUGACUGCAACCUCGAUACCGAGUCGAUCCGGCCAUUGUUCCCCGUCCUGGCGAAGCUUCCUGGUUUUAGAUUCAUCGAUUUGAGUCACAAUCCUGACCUUUGCAGCAAGGACAAUGGAACGAUAUCGCUUCUACGGCGCUACCUUGGACAAAUGAAGGAUCUCAAGAGAAUGCAUCUGUCGGAUGUUGGGAUGAGCCCGAAGCAAGCAAUCGCACUUGCCGACGUCCUGCCAGAAGCUCCUCAGCUAGCACAUUUCGCUAUCAUGGACAACCCGCAACUGUCUGCCCUGGCCAGCGCUAAGGACGAAGAAAGCCAGGAGGAGGCGUGUGCACUAUUUGCAAGCUAUAUGGCAGCGGUCCGGGUCUCGAGCACUUUGAUGUGUAUCGACAUCGAUGUUCCAAGCGCAGACAAUUCUGAAAUUGUUAAAGCACUGGCAAAACAAGUGGUUGCGUAUUCAUUGCGUAACAUGGAACGGGUUGCGCUGGCCGACAUCACUGGCAUGCCAUCCGCAGCGGCUACAGCAGAUGCAGCUGCGUCGAUUACGCAGGCCCAUGGUGGCGAGCAACAGGUGAAGGAGAUUGCCGUUCCAGAUGUACUAAUGCACCUUGUUGGCCAUGUGGAGGGCAGCUCCGAGAGUCACGACAACGACGAGCCCGCGCCGGACGACGAUUACAUCGUUGGUGGAACUGGAGUCGUGAAAGCCCUUCAGUACGUGUUGGGAGAAAAGGCUGAUGAUCUUCGACGUGGCAGUGGAACCGCCUCGCCGACGGGUGGCAAAUCUGCGCAGGGGAGACAAGACGGUUCUGCGGCUCUCGAGACGGAGCAGCAAGGCAAGGCGAAGAAGAUGAGCAAGAAUUUGCUCGACUCUGCGAGAAAGAUUCGAGCUCGACUACAGCCGGCGCUUCGAAAGGAGGCUACUACCGGCGACGAAAUGGCUUACCGACGCCUCGUCUUCCUUGAUCAAACCCUGCAGAGUAUGAUACAGCGCUUCGAGGAGGAAUAUCCCGAGACGCGCGUGGCCCCUCCAUCACCCAAGCGAUUGUCGCAGGCUUCAUACGACACAGAGCCAGUCGCCCCACUUUCGAUCAUGACUCAAAGCACAGAACCCGCCCAAAAGUCCGACGACGAAGACGAGCUCGACGACGGCGUCAAACCGGCCUUCUCGCGUCACAAUAGCGAUGUGUCACUCGCAUCUCGUGCAUUGGCAAUUGAAGAAGGCCACCUCCAUCGUCUAGGUCAACGUAUGCGCCGCUCUGUCGUGGAUUCUCCUCUUGCGAUUGCUGCAGAUGACGACUCGUUGGCUUGGAAAGCCCAGGAAGAGGCAAGGUUGGAGUCGGUCAAAAUGCGAAUCGAGUCCAUCACCGGGCCUGAGCUGAAGCAGCUUGUCGAGCAGGACGGCUGGGACGUCGUGCUGGAGAAACUUGGCGCCAAUAUGAAUGAUCUGAGGGCGCUGCAAGAACAAGAUCCGAAUUCUUGGGAGGAAUUCAAGGAAGCCCAGCUGAAAGCGAAGAUGAAUGUUGCACAGGAUGCGCGAUAG
Zymoseptoria tritici IPO323 is the source of this 3291-nucleotide messenger RNA. RefSeq lists its product as uncharacterized. Lineage: Eukaryota; Fungi; Ascomycota; Dothideomycetes; Mycosphaerellales; Mycosphaerellaceae. The coding region runs from base 28 to 3291 and encodes 1087 amino acids. The transcript is spliced from 2 exons. The record is from RefSeq and is a predicted model, not a curated record.